AGUUUUCUUUUUUCAGACUGCACACUUCAAGCUUGACAAAGCUUGGUUCCGCCCAUCAAUGCAUCAGGUUCCAAGAUGGCGGCGUCCAUGGUACUGAGCUUGGAUAAUUUGCCUUCGGAUCCUUUACUGUUGAUUUUAUCUUUUCUUGAUUUCAGAGACUUGAUCAGCUGCAGCUUUGUGAGUCGUCGACUCAAUGAGCUGUCCGGACACAAUCCACUAUGGAGGAGACUCUGUUUCAAACACUGGCUUGUAGCUGAGUCAGAAAAAACACAAAAGGGGCAAACCUGGAAGGAUCUUUUCCGAUGGUACUAUGCUGAUCUGGGUCGUUAUAUAGACCACCACAGCAUCCUGAAGAAAGCCUGGGAUGAUCUGAAAGCUUACCUGACACAGAGAUGCCCGAGAAUGAUUGAAUCCCUCAAAGAGGGAGCUAAGGAGGAGGAACUCGAUGCCAUUGAGGCCCAGAUUGGCUGCAAGCUUCCCAGUGACUACCGUUGUUCGUACCGAAUACACAAUGGGCAGAAGCUGGUGGUGCCUGGAUUGAUGGGCAGCAUGGCAUUGUCCAACCACUAUCGCUCUGAGGACCUGCUGGACAUUGAGACCGCAGCAGGGGGAUUCCAGCAGCGGAAGGGCAUGCGGCAGUGCCUGCCUCUCACCUUCUGCUUCCACACGGGACUCAGCCAGUACUUGGCCCUGGAGGGCACUGAAGGCCGUGUCCGCAGUGAGAUCUUCUACCACUGUCCGGAUCAAAUGGCCCAAGAUCCAUCAGCCAUUGACAUGUUCAUCACAGGGUCAAGCUUUACAGAGUGGUUUACCUCAUAUGUCCAUAAUGUGGUGACCGGGGAGUACCCAAUCAUCAGGGACCAGAUCUUCAGGUAUGUCCAUGACAAACAAUGUGUGGCCACCACAGGUGACAUCACUGUCUCCGUCUCUACCUCCUUCCUGCCCGAGCUCAGCUCUGUGCAUCCCCCGCACUUCUUCUUCACCUAUCGAAUCAGAAUUGAGAUGGCCAGAAAUGCCCUGCCUGAGAAUGCCUGCCAGCUGGACAGCCGCUACUGGAAGAUCACGAACGCCAAUGGCAAUGUGGAGGAAGUGCGAGGCCCGGGUGUGGUCGGGGAGUUUCCUGUGAUGACUCCUGGCAAAGUGCACGAGUACGCCAGCUGUACUACCUUCUCCACCACUUCUGAGUACAUGGAGGGACACUACACCUUCCACCGGCUAAAAAACAAGGAGGAGGUCUUUGACGUUCGCAUCCCUCGCUUCCACAUGGUCUGCCCCACCUUCCGCGAGUCAGUCGUUCGCUCUCAGAACUCAGUAAGCGAUGUCUCCAUUGCCCCCUUUCAUGACGACAAUUCUUCAGACACGGAUGACUAUGAUGAGGGGGAGCUCCGUGGCAUGAACCUGGCCGCUCCAGCAGGACGCUGCCCUCGCCACGUCUGACACUGCCCGGUGGCACCGCACUAUGAGAGGGGCGAGUUGGCAGUUUGUCAGGCCUUUACAACUCAUGCCUAAGCUUUUUAAAAAAUAGUUUUUAGCACAGCCGGCAGUAAAGGAUGGUCUUCUUGCCCCUCUCGGGAAUCUUUCACAGAGAGUUCAAGCUGCCAGUCUUCUUAUGGUAUUCUUUUGGUGAUGAUCAAAUGCAGACACAUUGCUUUUCCUUAUUUGUUUGGAGCAAAUAGGAUGCGUCACAAGAUGAGUGUGCUCCUGAUUACAUUACAUUUGUGCACAUACAGACAGACACAUGACUCAGAGACUUGAUUGGUGUGGUCUGACUUCUCCAAUCCGCUGUUACAAAUCUGCUUCUCUGCAUCAGUGCAGUUGGUUUGUUUCCCAGAAAAACACAGCUUUGCCACUAAUGCUAUGAACCAAUGGACUCCCAUUCAGUGAUGUCACAGUCAAAGAGGUCAGAUAUUACCACUUCAGUGGUUUGACUCCAACAUGAGACAAAGAUCUGAUGUGGUAUGUAAAAGAAAAUAAAUGAUGGUGCUCAUGUCUUUACCAGCGUAGGAUCGAUGUGGAUGAAACUUCUUUGUAAAAUAUGAUAUUGCCACAGACAACAACAUCCCAUGUAGUUUAAAGAGUUUUUUAGAAUUUUGUGAUUAACUGAGAAGUGAUAAGUAAAACAGCACAAGUGUCAGAUCUUACAGUUACGGAGUAACAGAUACUUUAUUAUUUCUCUCCCACUCCAAAGUCACUUACCCUCCCAUAGAGACAGUUGGUUUUGUUUGCUUGGUCUGAUUCCUUGGCUUGACCCUGAUUUAUUGUUUCAGCUUUUAGCUUUAUUGUCAUCCAGUGUUCUCUGGUCUAUAGAACCUGAAUGUGGAAAAGCCUGUCAGGUGCAAGAGAUGUAUACACCGCUUUCACCUUUUUGAAGCAGCCCAUCAUCUCGGGUGUAAACAGAGAACUGGACUUUAAAUUAUCUGGUUCAAUCAGAACAAAAGUAUUUGAAUAAGUACCAUGGUAAAGAUUUCUUUUUUCAUGUUUUGCCAAGUGGGUAAGUGUUCUACCCUUUUUCGGUGUACAGUAUAUAUAUGUAUAGAGAGAGAGAUAUGAGGUUUCUUUUCUUUUGUUAUAUUUUCAGUUUUUAUUGUGGGUGAUUGCUAAUUAAUAUUUUAAUUAGUUUCUCCUUUUUUGGAAAAUAAGCUGUGCAAUAGAGCUUUCAUUUAUCUACUUUUGUUUGAAGAAAAAUCUCUUAUUUGCAAGUGUAUCAAUUAUAUUUUUUCUUUAUAAAUGUGUGUCAUGUUUUUUAUGUUUCAGGUAAAAUAAACACUAUGCUUUA
This is a messenger RNA of Alosa alosa (allis shad), 2776 nucleotides long. RefSeq names its product F-box protein 3 (gene fbxo3). The transcript has 11 exons. Lineage: Eukaryota; Metazoa; Chordata; Actinopteri; Clupeiformes; Clupeidae. The record is from RefSeq and is a predicted model, not a curated record. Bases 76 to 1437 code for a protein of 453 amino acids. Gene Ontology annotation, molecular function: protein binding.